AUGACUGGGAUGCAGAUGCUAGUCAAGCUUCCUGUCUUGCUGAGACAGUGCGACAAGGAUCGGGGGUUUGAUACAGAGGGCUUUGUGUCCGGCUACAGAGGCACUCCUGUCGGAAGUUUGGACCUUCAGCUGAUGAGGAUGGAGAAGCUCAUGAAAGAAAUGAAGAUCACUUUCAUUCCUGGCAUCAACGAGGAGAUAGCAGCUUCCAGCGUUCAGGGCACACAGCAGGCAUGCGUACUGCAGGACAAGACCGUGGAUGGAGUGUUUGCAAUCUGGUACGCCAAAGGUCCAGGAAUUGACAGGAGCGGCGAUGCGAUCAAGCAUGCCAACUAUGCGGGAACGACGAAGAGAGGAGGAGUGUUAUGCCUGGCGGGAGAUGAUCCUGCGUGCAAGUCAUCGUCUCUAUCUCAUCAGAGCGACUUCAACUUCAGGGACAUGAACGUUCCCAUCCUUGCACCAGGAUCAGUUGCAGAGUUGCUGGAGUACGGGGUGUACGGCAUCCAACUAUCGCGCUUCAGCGGCUGCUGGGCAGCGAUGCGGGUUACGUCGUUAAUGGUUGACAGUGCAACCAACGUUAACUUUGACAAGCUUUGUUACGAGACGAGCGACCCUCCUCUCACCGACUUUGCGAUGCCGAAUGGGGGGCUUCAUCUUCGACUCCGCGACGACUGGAUCUCUCAGGACGUGAGGAUGUACAAGCAUAAGCUCAAGGCGGUCGAAGCCUUCGCUUAUCAUAACAAGUGGGACAAGGUGGUGUGGGGUGAUCGCAAGGGAGGCAAGCUGGGGAUUGUGACGGCAGGAACCAUUGCGUAUGACGUGAUCGAGGCGAUGCAAGCGAUGGGAAUCGACGAGCAGAAAGCUUGUGAGUUAGGAAUCUCAGUCUACAAGAUUGCUCUGGUUUGGCCCGUCGACUCUUUGUCCUUGUCGCACUUCGCUUCAUCCAAGUCAGCAGUGCUUGUGGUGGAAGAGAAGCGCUCCUUCCUGGAGUCGCAGCUCAAAGACAUCUUAUUCAACUCGCCGGUCCGACCGAAGGUGAUCGGCAAGCAAGAUCUUGAAGGAAAGAUCCUGCUGCCGGAGGAGGUCGACCUCUCCUUGCUGCACAUCUCCAACGCCAUUCGCCGAGCGCUGAGACUUCUGAGCGACGAGACAGUCGAAGUUCCUCCUUCGUUGCUGAUGCUCCCUCCUCAGCAGCAGCUCGCCAACGUGGGGAUGAAGAGAUCUCCCUACUACUGCUCGGGCUGCCCGCACAACUCCUCGACGGUGCUUCCAGGAGGCAGCUUCGCUCUCGGGGGGAUAGGAUGCCACACGCUUGCGAUGUUCAUGGAUCGCAUCAAGUUUUUCUCUCCCAUGGGAGGAGAAGGUGCAAACUGGAUAGGAAUGAGUCCCUAUCUCAAGAGCAAGCAUGUGUUUGUGAAUGUCGGCGACGGAUCUUUCAUUCACUCCACCUCGAUGGCGGUGAGAGCAUGUGUAGCAGCUGGCGUCAACGUCACCUUCAAGGUUCUGCACAACGGGACAGUCGCGAUGACGGGGGGUCAGCCCAACGACACGGGGGUGAGAGCAGAUCCGGAGGUGAUGGGGGAGCAGCUGCUGGCGGAGGGAGUCAAGCAAGUGACCAUCAUCGCCGACAAGCCGCGGGAGCACAAACGCUCCUCUCUUCGCGUCCUCCCCCGCCAGGAGCUCAUGGCCGAGCAGCUCCGCCUCAGUCAGGUGGAGGGAGUGACCGCCAUCAUCUUCGACCAGGAGUGCGCGACGGAGAGGAGGAGGCGGCGGGUGAGGAAGCAGGAGGAGAUGAAGCGACGGAUGUUCAUCCAUGAGGAAGUCUGCGAGGGUUGCGGCGACUGCGGCGUGCAGAGCAACUGUGUGGGCCUGGCGCCCAAGGAGACGAUGCUGGGAAGGAAGAGGAUGAUCGACCAGUCCAACUGCAACGCUGACUACUCGUGCAACAAGGGGUUCUGCCCGUCCUUCGUUGCGGUCGCAGGAGGAAAGCCGAGGAAUCUAGAGGAUCGAGCCUUGAGGAGGCUGAAGCUCUCGGACUUCCCUGUGCCGGAGCCGUGCUCGUCCUCUACUUCUCUUGCCCCCGGGCAAGUGCACAGCAUCCUCCUCUUCGGCGUCGGAGGCUGCGGCAUCAUCACAGCUGGAGCCAUCAUCGGCCGUGCUGCACAUGCAGCUGGACUUCGCGUCAAUGUUUUGCAUCAGGUGGGUCUGUCACAGAAGAAUGGUUCCGUGAACUCUAUGAUCAAAGUUGCUCGUCCAGAUGAACAUGCUUCAGAGUUCUCCCUCCUCUCAGUUCGAGCUGGGACCCGAGCAGUCGAUGCUGUCAUCGCGCUUGACCUCAUCUCCGCCUCCUACCCCGCCAGUCUCGCCAGCAUUGGACCUUCCACACGCGUCCUGUGCAAUACGCAUGCGAUCAUGCCAGGAAGCUUCACCAGAGAUCGGGAUCUUUCUUUCCCGACUGAGGACAUGCUGCUUGGCAUUACGCAGCGAGCAGGAGAGAGCAACGUCACGAGCUCUGAGAUGUACGCCCUCUGUGAAGACCUCAUCGGCGAUGGGGGUAAGGUCAACGUUUUCUCGCUUGGGUUCGCCUACCAGAAAGGCAUGCUUCCGCUCCCCCGCCACAGACUCCUCGAGGGCAUCCGGGAGACGGGAGUCGCCGUGGACCUCAACCUGGCGGCGUUCGAGUGGGGACGAGUGGCUGCAGCAGAGAGCAAGAAGCUGGAGGAGGCGCUCUACGGGGAGAGCGGGAGGGAGGAGGUGGUAGAGGACAGGCAGGACCCGGAGAAGGUGAGAAGAGACAGGAAGCAGCGACUGCGAUCAUAUCAGGACGAGGCUCUGGCGACCAAGUACGAACAGGUGAAGGAGGAGGAGAAGAAUCCAGUGGAUGAGAACGAGAAACAGGCGGUGGAGGCGAUGGAGGAGGCAGAGGGACGAGCGUCAAGCAGAGUGAAGAGUCUGACGCUGGCGGUAGCCACCAACUACUACAAGCUGCUGGCAUAUAAAGACGAGAUCGAAGUAGCGAGACUGCUGAGCGACGGGAGGCUGCAGGAAGAGAUCGACAAGCGGCUAGAAGGAGCGAGAGGAACGAGAGGCUCUCGAGUCGUGACGCUGCAGCAGGCCCCUACUCCAUGA
Guillardia theta CCMP2712 is the source of this 3126-nucleotide messenger RNA. RefSeq lists its product as hypothetical. The record is from RefSeq and is a predicted model, not a curated record. Gene Ontology annotation, molecular function: oxidoreductase activity, acting on the aldehyde or oxo group of donors; thiamine pyrophosphate binding. Bases 1 to 3126 code for a protein of 1041 amino acids. The transcript has 14 exons. NCBI's taxonomy places the organism in Eukaryota, Cryptophyceae, Pyrenomonadales, Geminigeraceae.